AUGGCCUUCGCCUACAAGGUAGCCGGCGUGGCCCUGUGCGUGGUCCUGGCCGUAGCCACGGCACUUCCGGCCGAGGAAGCUGGCCGAGCGUCCCGGAACGCCAUCGGAGCCGGUGAAGGUGACCUGGUUAGCAGCAUCUACAAGGAGUGCUUGUCGUCCGAUUCCGUGUCCUGCGUCAAGUACAAGCUGUUCAGCUUCAUCGAUCGCGUCGUAGCCAAGCGCAGCGUGUUCGCACUUACCGAUGGCGUGACGGUUGUGAAGACGCCCGGUGCACCGGAAACCGAGGGUGCACCGCGGUCCCUUACCGGUGACGAAUCGCUCGAGCAGCUGCUGCUGUCCCGUGUCCAGUCUUUCCUGGCCACCCACACCAUCAAGGUCGAUCUGAAGGGCGCUGAUAUCGUGAAUGCGGUCGCAUCCACUGGCCGUGCGCUUGAGGACGUGUCUGAGAAUCUGCUCGCCGCCGACGGUGCUGACGAGCCGGAGGAAAAGCAGGACGGUUCCGCCACCGGUGCGGAGGCUCGUGGCAAGAAGAAGAAGGCCGCUAAAAUCCUGGGCCCGCUGCUGUUGGCCGUGGCAUUGAAGGCGGCCGCGUUGUUGCCACUUCUGCUUGGCGCGAUCGCGUUGAUCGCGGGCAAGGCUCUGCUCAUCGGCAAGAUCGCGCUCGUCCUUUCUGCCAUCAUUGGGCUGAAGAAACUGCUGUCGCAGGAGAAGCAUGUUACGUACGAGGUGGUUGCCCACCCGCACCACUCCACCAGCCACACGUCGAGCCAUGGUGAUGCCUACUCGCUUGGCGGUUCGUACGGUGGUGGUGGCGAUGUCGGAGGAUACAGCGCCAGCUCUGGCCAUGGCGGCUGGGGUCGCUCGAUCCAGGAUGCUCAGGAUAUCGCCUACAGCGGCCAGAAACCGUGAGCACCCAGGGACACACACACACACUGACAGAUGCUCCUCACACCAAACCACCACCAGCACCACCACCAUCACCAUCAGCGUCAUCGUGAACAUUAUUUAUUUAAUUUAUUUAGCGUCAAGCGAGGGUGAUUUUGUUUACGUCCGAUUGUUAGGUCACGGUCAAGGUCACGGUCUGAAGCUGUCUUCCUUCAUCUCGCGCUAGUCUCCCUUAUCACUCCCUCUCAGUCUCUCUCACUCUCUCGCUCUCUCUCUCUCUCUCUCACUCUAAGUUUUCGUCUACAUCGAUCUCUUGGCCGCAUGCACGCGUGCACUGUCUCUGUAUGCUUUUUAACUCGAUCUCGAUCUCGUGCUUUUGUACUAUAUUGCUUCCCAAGCCCUUGAUGGUUGCUUCUGGCGUACGCGCCACCGAUCGAAGCCACACUUUUCGCGGCAGUUUUCCAGUCCUCCCGUACGAACGCGGCCGAAU
Molecule: messenger RNA, 1375 nt
Organism: Anopheles nili
Lineage: Eukaryota; Metazoa; Arthropoda; Insecta; Diptera; Culicidae
Exons: 1
Coding region: 1-909 (302 amino acids)
Source: RefSeq, a predicted model, not a curated record